AGAAAACAAUUGUUUUGACUCAUAUGUUCAAAGAUGGUUAAAGUCCAUAUAAAAAGAAUUUUAAGUGUAGAAAAACAAAAUAAAUAAAAAUUGUUUUUAGAAGUUUAUAAAACGUGCCGCCAUCAUGAAUUUUGACGAUAUAAUUUACGUUUUGUGCUUGCUGUCUUGCGUUGGUGCUGGAAAGUACGUGAAAAAGAUUGAGGGUGAAAGUCAAAGGAAAUUGAUAUGUACAUUAUUUGGACUUGUCGUUGCUUUCUUUGUUUCCGGUUGGCAUAUUCUGCACUGCAUUAUUUCUGCCUUUCUAGGAGCGCUGGCUGUAGUUUAUGUGCAUCCCAGCAAAACGCAUUUGAUCACGUUUGUAAUUAUGUUUGCUUACCUAGCCUUUUUCCGUUUGGCGCAUGUCUUCGGCUUCACUAAUCCUCCUGGCCCUACGAAUAUGAUACAAAUGGUCUUGACUUUAAAGGUUUCUGGUGUGGCAUUUGAGAAGGCAUCCUCUUGGAAAAAGUUAAAACAGCGUGAACAAGAACUUAGCGGAAACAAACCCGCAGAGAAAGAACUUGUGGAAAUUUCCGACUAUGACGUAGAAUUGCAAUCAAUUGACAUAAUCGGAAUUUUUCAAUACAGUUUCAAUUAUAUUGGCGUACUCACAGGUCCUUAUUAUCGCUAUCGUACUUAUCGCGAUUAUUUUGAAACACCGUUUAAAGAUUACGCGCCUUGCGUUGAAACCACUGUAGAGAAUCUCAAAUUUGCUGCCAUAUACUCCGUGAUAUAUGCGACGGUUGAUUAUAUAUGGCCAUUAAGUUAUGCACUUUCACCGGAGUUCUACGAACGUUCAUUCAUUUACCGUUUUUGGUAUAUCUGGCCUGCUUUUCUUAUAUUUCGGAUGCGCAUAUAUGCUGGCUUAUGUUUAAGCGAAUGCGUUUGCAAUAUGGCCGGAUUUGGCGCUUACCCUGAAGAAUCUGACGCUACAAAUGGAGAAGGUCCCCGCAAGCAAUAUUUACAUUUAAAACGUGAUGCCGAUAAACGCUCGUAUAAUUUCAAUACAAUCGUUAAUAUACGUGUAAAGGAGGUAGAAAAGUGCUUCACCUUGCGCGAAGGGAUGAAACAUUGGAAUGUAUGUGUACAAUACUGGUUAGCAGUGAACAUAUAUAGACAGUUUCCUAGUAAAAAAUAUAGGACGGCCGUCACAUUACUUUGCUCGGCAUAUUGGCAUGGUUUUCGGCCUGGUCACUAUUUUUGCCUAUUAGGCGCCGCAUCUUACGUAACUGUCGAAGAUAUAUGGCAAAAAUUGGUAGCCAAAGAAGCUACCGGACUUAAACGACUUAUAAUUGAUUACAUGUUUUGGUUUGCAAAGUCUUGUAUUGGUUACAAUUAUCUGGGCACUGCUUUUGUGUUGGUGUCGUUCUCGAACAUUUGGAACUUCUAUAGCUCCAUAUACCACGUCGGUUACAUCGCGUGGUUUUUGAUGCUGGCAUCAGGUGUGGUAUUAACCAAACGAAAAACCACAAUAAGCGUAAAGAACAAAUAAACUGAAAUUUCGCAACAAGUAAAGUCCAAGGAAAAAAAAAAAA
Molecule: messenger RNA, 1571 nt
Organism: Glossina fuscipes
Lineage: Eukaryota; Metazoa; Arthropoda; Insecta; Diptera; Glossinidae
Gene: frj
Product: lysophospholipid acyltransferase 7
Exons: 6
Coding region: 125-1528 (467 amino acids)
Biological process (GO): phosphatidylinositol biosynthetic process; lipid modification
Cellular component (GO): mitochondria-associated endoplasmic reticulum membrane contact site; membrane
Molecular function (GO): lysophospholipid acyltransferase activity
Source: RefSeq, a predicted model, not a curated record